Panicum virgatum (switchgrass) is the source of this 5398-nucleotide messenger RNA. Its product is annotated as probable serine/threonine-protein kinase PBL11. NCBI's taxonomy places the organism in Eukaryota, Viridiplantae, Streptophyta, Magnoliopsida, Poales, Poaceae. The record is from RefSeq and is a predicted model, not a curated record. Gene Ontology annotation, biological process: protein phosphorylation. The transcript is spliced from 11 exons. The coding region runs from base 3338 to 5128 and encodes 596 amino acids. Gene Ontology annotation, molecular function: protein kinase activity; ATP binding.
UGGAGAGGUAGUGGUCCGUUUCCUCCAUGUUGGGCCGUCCUGGAUAUCUGGGCCUUGCUUUGAGUCUUACUAUUCUGUACCUCCUUGCGUCGUCACCUAGGUUAACCAUUUGGGUGAACGGUGUUAGGGGUAUCCGUUAUUUUUAUCCUCAUCAUCUGGUAUGGGUUCAUCUCUAAUUCUCUCUUGUAAUUCUCGGUCGUUUGUAAUAAAAUUAGACUAUGAUUACCGAUAUCUGCUUGAUGUAUAUUCUGAGUUAUCGGAUAUAUAUUUCGUGAUCUGGUUGCGUUAUCAUUCGAUGCUUGCAUUGCAUGAUCGCCCUGUGCUUGUGAUGAUUAAUAUAUUGGCUUUAGAACUCUGGCAACUGCUCUAAUAUUCGUAUGUUUGCUCUAAUGUGAUGUCUGUCCAUUUGGAGGGUGGGGGCUCCGCGCGGGAUGCUAGAGUAUCGCUUGCUAAUGUAGACGUGGUGUCCAGACUAGUUAAGUGUUGCUGAAUGUCGCCCUUUCUCACGAUUUGUAGAGGAAGCCGGCAGGUGGUGACAGCCCUGUCCGUGCCCAGUAAUCCUCCACGUUCGGAUUCGGGGGUAAGAGGUACAUAAAGCCGCAUAGUUGGUCAGUCUUCUCCCGUCAGCUAUAGGAGCGGCCUCCCUGUUGUAUCAGUUUAAUCUUCUGUUGAUCUAACCAUUAGAUAGCAUAGAUAUAGUUAGCCUAGCACCUCUAACUCGAGCUCUAACUUCUGUCUUUCUCCCUGCUAGCGUUUUUAUUCUUUUAUUAUUUAGGGUUGUUUGUGUGUGUCACACUACCUCCUACCAUGUUAUUUAUUUUACCCAUGUUUAUGCAAUUGAAUAUCCAAUCUAGAUCAGUUCAUUAACUAGCAUAUGUACUUCCAUUCGCCGCCUUCUCUGCGGAAAUAUAAAUGACACUCCGGUAUACUCUCUGGUAAAAUGCUGCAGCGGUAUUCUGUACGCUUGCGGAUUUAUUCGUGGUUCAUGAAAUACCUGCCACCCCCUUGGCGUCUACGAGCGUCAUCGCUGUUCACUCAGUGGUGACGUUGGCAGGCACCAAGACCUAUCACGGCGGUGAUGUCAACUAUCACCAACGGUUCCAAAUGGAACCGGCGGUGAUAACGUAUUUGUGAUGUACUAUUCUGUAGUAGUGUUGCAACCUUAAUAUAAUGAUACGUAGCUCUCAUGGGUGUGCAAGAAAAAAAACAAGCUGCACCUAUUGCUGCACGGGUGUCCAUACCCAGAGGUAGAUUGACCAUCUGAGUGCAUCCGUGUUUGCAUACACUAGUUCGAUCUGAUGUAUGUCUAUAAAUAGCUUAUACUCUCUCCGUACUCAUAAAGGAAGUCGUUUUAGACAGUGAUAUAGUCUCCAAAACACAACUUUGACUUCUUGUUUCUAUAAAAAUAUUUAUCAAAAAGUGAUAUAUGUAUACUUUUAUGAAAACAUUUUUUUUCCAAAAACGCAGGAGAGCUGCGCUCCUUUGUAUUAUAGAGAAUAAAAAGGUCCCGCACACUCCCCUCUCUCAUAUGGGGACCGAAUAUGAGAGUAGGGUUAACAAGUUACAAAGUGACUAGCUUAAGAAAAAGGAAAAAAACAUGACCAGCACCUUGACCUAGUCCUCUAGAUUACAGUGGCUAAACCCAGGCCGUGCAGCUUCUUAGCGCCGGCCAGGCACCAAAGGCUAUGCUCAUCCUUAAGUUCUCUCAUGAUAGAGUUGACUGAGGGAGCAAUGCCUUCAAACACACAAGCAUUCCGGUGCUUCCAUAUCAUCCAAGCACCCAGAAUUAUUAGGGAAUUCACCCCUUUUUCUAUGAUCCUUUUGCACUUUCUUGAUUACUUUUCGCCACCAAUCAGCAAAGCUUCGUUCCCGCUGCUUAGGCACAUAAGUUUCUAGGUUUAGCGGGUGUAGUAAGUUGAACCAGACCUGUCUUGCCACCACACAUGAAGCCAACAAAUGUUGCACUGUCUCCUCCUCUUGAUCGCAUAGCAGGCAUUUUUCUGGAUGAGGCAAUCCUCUUUUUUCAAGCCUAUCCGCAGUCCAGCACCUGUUUCGGAUUGCUAGCCAUAGGAACACUUUGCAUUUGUUUGGUGCCCAGGACUUCCAAAGCCUUCUCCAUGGUUCAAAGGUUACUGAACCAAGGAAGUAAGCUCUGUAUGCAGAUUUAGAGGAAUAGCAUCCUCCAGCUUCCAAUUUCCAAAUGUCCUUAUCUUCUUGCUCUGAUAACUCAAAACCUUGGACACAGUCCCAGAGCUGCAGAUAUUCUAUGAUUCCAUUCCAGUUAAGCCCUCCACGUAUUGCUGAAACCCAGCCAUUAUUAGUUAAAGCUUCAGCCACUGUUUGCCUUCUACGGAUUCUUGUAGGCACACUUGCAAAGACAUUUGGUGCAAGGUUUUCAACCGAACAUCCAUGCACCCAAUUGUCUGUCCAAAAGAGAGUGUUGUUUCCAUUUCCUAGCUCUGUCCGUACAGCAGCAGCAAGCAAAGCUAGUGAGAAAAAUCUGUUCAUAUAAUUUUCACGUUUUCAAACUCAACAACUUGAAAGUUAUUCAUGAUUUAUAUUUCCAAGAUUUGACUCAAAUCUUAUCCUAAAUGACUUCCUUUACAAGUAUGGAGGGUACACUCGAGUUUUGUAGAAAUUAUUGAAUGUACAUUUCUACACCUUGUCCCAAGUAGAACUACUCCUGACACAUAACUAAGGGCAGGUACAUUGCUACAUGUUAGCGGUUUCAUAGGUCGUCUCAUGCAAUGCCAUAUAGGAUUUUGUUGAUGUGGAGGAGAGAGAGUAAGGUGAGAGAAAGAGGUAGUUGCCUCUCGAAACAGCCGUCUUAUAGGCUGAAAUUUAGGAGUAUGAGACUACUUCUCACCAUUAUACGAGUUGUUGUUGUCAUGCAACUCAAACUAUUUCUUUAUUUCAUCCACAAAUCAAGGGGUAUGGUAUAACUAUGAGACGACUAAAAAGACAAGCUAUUGUAGAAGUUGUCUGGUAGGUCGUCUCAAGAUUACGUGUCAUUGCAUGAGACCACCGUUAAGACAACACCAAUGUACUUGCCCUAAUGCGUGGUCUUCUCUAUUGCCGGAUCCACGACGCGUGAUGGCGUGCGUCUCUCUUGAGGAGUGGAUUGUUGGCAUCUCUAUUGAGGGCCUAUCGGGUGGAUACUGUAUUUGCGGAACUUACUGUCCCGGAAUGCUUACUUGAGGGAAGCAAGAAGCCGGGCAGAGUACCAUUUCAACUUUUACAGUGCAUUACUGAAAACUUUUCUGAAAAGCGAGAAAUUGGUUGGACUAGAUUUGGACGCUUAUUCAGGGGUCUCGUGCGACAGCGGAGCGUUGCUGUUAUGAGGCUAUUGAUGACCACUGGCUUUAAUGAUAAGAUGUUUCAGAAUCAAAUUAAAACCAUGAUGUUGACUCAGCACAAAAAUAUAGUACAGUUUCUAGGCUUCUGUAGUAAUACCGAAGAAACGGUGACAGAACAUCUGGGAGAACUCAUCAUGGCUGACAUACGGGAAAGGCUGCUCUGUUUCGAAUAUUUAAGCAACGGGAGCCUUGAUCGAUAUGUUUCAGAUGCAUCUUGUGGACUUGAAUGGAGACUGCGGUAUCAAAUAAUCAAGGGAAUUUGUGAUGGCUUGCACUAUCUUCACGGAAACCAUAUUGUUACCAUGGAUCUCAACUCUACCAAUAUACUGCUGGAUGAUAAUAUGGUACCAAAAAUUGCUAAUUUCUGUCUAUUGAGGGUCUUUGCCAAAGAGAAAAUUAGAACAUGGUACCACCUUUCCUCUUUUUUUAAGAAACUAGGAGGUACCGAUAGGUACCGGGAGGUAGCUUUCCAAUUUCGCUGCAAUUAUAUGGUACCGGAAUACUUGUUUGAUGGAGUUCUCUCGUACAAGUUUGACAUAUAUUGUCUUGGGAUCAUAAUCACCGAGAUACUGACAGGACAGAAGGUAUACUUUGCUAACAAUGAGAAGCUACUUGAAAGCUGGAAGAACAGAUUAUUGCAUACGUCCUCGGCAGACCUGAUCUUAUUGGAACAAGUAAGAGUAUGCGCGGAGAUAAGCAGAGCUUGCAGAGCUGAUGACCCCGACGAAUGGCCAGAUACGGGACGUAUAAUCAAGAUGUUGCUUGAAACAGAGACGAACGGAGCGGGAGCACAAGGAAAUUUGUUAUAUAUGGAAUUUAAUGAACUUGAGUGCAUACUGAAGGGAGCCAAGAAGCCGGGUAUACUAUCGCAUCAACUUUUAUCGUUGAUCACUGGUAAAUUUUCUUGUCAGCAAGAGAUUGGCCGGAGUGAAUUUGCAGUCACUUACAGGGGUAUCCUGCUAAACCCAAGAAUUACUGUGAAGAGGCUAUCCACGACCAAAGAAUUUGAUGAUCGGCUCUUUAAUAAUGAAAUUAAUACAUUGAUCUUGGCUCAGCACAAAAAUAUAGUACGGUUUGUUGGUUAUACCCAAGAAGAGGCGAGGGAGUAUCAGGGAGAACUCAUCAUGCCUGACACACGGGAAAGACUGCUCUGUUUCGAAUAUUUAAGCAACGGGAGCCUUAAGGACCAUGUUUCAGUCAUAGGAAAACCAACCAUCUCUACACAAAAUAGAACAUUUCUGUGGCCUCCAGUUGCAUCUCGCGGUCUUGAAUGGGGAGCGAGGUAUCAAAUAAUCAAGGGAAUCUGUGAGGGUGUACACUAUCUUCACGGAAAUAACAUUGUUCACGGAGAACUCAGACUUAGCAAUGUGCUGCUGGAUGACAUGGAUCCAAAAAUUGCUUAUUUCUGUCUAUCAAGAUGCUUUGUCGAACACCAACGCAGCGUUAUAAUGCCAAACAAAAUCAAAUCAAUGGGAUAUAUGGCACCGGAAGUCUUUGCCGGAUGUAUCACAUUCACGUCUGACAUAUAUAGCCUUGGGAUCAUAAUCGCAGAGAUACUGACAGGACGCAAGGACAUAGCAAAAGAGAAUGUACUUGAAAGCUGGAGGACCAGACUGGGUACAUCAUUGACAGACAUACUCUUGGAACAAGUCAGAGUAUGCACAGAGAUAAGAAUCGCUUGCAUAAACCCUAACCCAGAAAGGAGGCCAGAUAUGCAGCGUAUAAUCGAGAUGCUAGAUGAAACAGAAUGUGAGGAACCAGCAGAGCAGUAGCCAUGCUAUACAAGAACAAGUGGGCGAGUUGAUUGUGCUUUGUAUUCGAGUAGGAUACCUUUGUAUAUAUCUCCUAGAUUAUUUGCUGCUCAAACCAGUAUAUGCUGUGGUGUACAUGUAAUCCACAAAUACAUAGUGCAACUGACUGAGGCAUUGUUGAUUGUGGCAACAUUUAUCGCUUACAUGUUAUGGGAAUGUUACAUUGUUUCUGUUGCAUCAUUUUAGUAUGCUGACUAUUACAACUGAAAAAAUCCCAAAUUUUCUGGUAUU